Molecule: messenger RNA, 2248 nt
Organism: Styela clava
Lineage: Eukaryota; Metazoa; Chordata; Ascidiacea; Stolidobranchia; Styelidae
Molecular function (GO): protein binding
Source: RefSeq, a predicted model, not a curated record
UUUGGUGAAUGAUAGCAUAACUAUAGCAUAUAGUCACACACAAAUAUUGUAAUGGAACGUCUUGUAAAAUCUGAAAAGCACAUGUCAGAUUCAUUUCAGUCUUUCAAAACAUGAGAUUGAGAGAAUUUAUGUGUGAUUUCAAAAUCGUAGUCGGUGAUUGUUCAUUUCCAGUGCAUCGUCUCAUUUUAGCCGGCUGUUCUCGCUAUUUUGAAGUAAUGUUUUUGCGCAAUAUGACUGGGAGCGAUAAGGAUUAUGUGGAAUUGAAGGAACUGGAUAAGAGUGCAGUAAAAAUAUGUUUGGAUUUUAUAUACACUGCUGAAUCCAUAAUAAGAAUGUCUGAAAUUGAAGAAAUUUUACGUGCAUCAUACGUUAUGCAGUUGGAAGAAUUCACAAAACUUUGCUUCGAAUAUUUGGAACAUAAUCUUUCACAUGAGAGUUGUAUUUUGACGGAUAACCUUGGCAGAGAUUAUAAGAAUCAAAACAUAGUGACUCUGGCAAUCCAACAUAUUAAAGAGAAUUUCGAGUCGGUCAUUCCAACCAAGAUGUUCCCGCAAAUCUCCAUGGAAAGACUCUUAUCUUAUACAUCAGCAGAAAAUCAAGAUUGUCGAGUAAUUUGGAAGGCCAUAACCACUUGGGUCAAAAGCAAUUUAAGUGACAGAGAAGGACAACUUUCCACGUUGAUGGAAAAUAUAAAAGUCGUUGAAUUUCCUUUCGAUUUCCUAUUUGAAAUUAUAUGGAUGGAACCGCUUGUAAACGAGUCGUCAGGAUGGGCAAAGCAAUUAGCAAUCGAAGGAUUGUUUUCAGAUUUAGAUACCCUGAGAGAUCACCUCACGUUGCAAAAUUGCUUUGCAUUGAAGCAUUUGGCUGAACAGUAUCAAGUCAUUAACACAGAUGGCGUACUUUGUGCAGUUAAAGAUUUUUUUGCAAAACAUCUCGACGAAAUCAUGAAUAAAGAAGAAUUCUCCAACUUAACCCAAGCGUUUCUUUCAGCAAUUUUGCAAUCUUCAGAAUUGAAUUGCUUUCCAGAAACAAUAAAAUGGGAAGCUACAAUCCGGUGGGUGAAAUCUGAAGUGAAUCGAAAAGCAAUUUUAGCUGAGCUCAUGAAUCUCAUAUCAUUCAAGAAAAUACCGCUUGCGUAUAUUAGGCAAAACAUUCGCCAGGAGCCUCUAGUUAAAGAAUCCAUCACAUGUAGAGAAAUAGUAAUUGACGCUAUGGAUUUGCAUAUGGAUGAAGGACAAGUACAACCUAUUCAAAUGCGAAAUAUUUGCGUUGCUUGUUUGGAUCAAAAAACUGGUAUUAUCAGAUCGUAUGAUAUUAAUGAAAAUACCGUCAAAAUAUUGGCUGAAGUGGAAAUGAGUGGAACAAAGAAAAUAGUUUCAAUCAAUGCAGAUCUCUACUUGUUGAAUGGCGUAAACUUAUAUAGACUUCAGCAGAACAAGACAUGGGAAAAAAAGGCUUCAAUGCAAUUUAAGCGGGAUUGGUUAACAAAGUUUGUCCCCCUCUAUGAGGUGAAUCUUUGUGUCCAACUAACAAGCAUCAGGAAACGAAUAUAUGUCAUUAAACAAACCACCAUGUCCCGCUACGAUCCAGAAUCUAAUAGUUGGAAAGAAAAUUUGCCUGGAUGUAAUUUGGGUGAAGGAUUUUGUGUUACAAGUUCAGAGCAAUGUAUAUAUGCAAUUGGUGGCAGAGAUAACGAGGCAAAAUCUGUAAGAUAUGACACAGUUAUUGGUAACUGGUCGGAUAUUGCUCCAAUGCAACAAGGCCGAUGCUGGGCGUCGGCUUCGGUGGUUGGAGAUGAUGUUUUCGUAGUCGGAGGGAAAAGUGCUUUCUAUUUUGGUGAAGCAUUAUCUACAGCGGAACGUUACAACCCUGCCACGAACUUAUGGACAACUGUGGCUGCUAUGACAUUCAGUCGGCACCGUUUUGGCUCUUGUGUUGUCAACAAUAAGCUGUAUGUAAUUGGUGGGGCGAGAGACCAAAAUCUUGAACUCGAUUCAAUCGAAGAGUAUAAUCCAAAAAUAACGGUUGGAAGAAAGUACUAGAAAUUGAAAAAUCUGUAGGAGAUAUUUACGCCUGUCUUUAUUAUCCUGACAACUAAUUCAACUUUGUAAUUUGUCUUGUUCUGAUAGCCCGAUAUUGUACAAAACGCCAUUUCAGUUUCAACUCCGUAACAAUAGCACGCGUUUGAUAAAUAAAGUAAAAUAGUAAAUAUAUAUAUUUCGUGUAAAUAGAAUCCUACUAGAUACUG